AUUGAAGCAUUUAUAAAAAAUUCCUGACGCGCGACAGUUGGGUGCCGUUGUGUGUGUGUGUUGUUUUUGCAAUUUGAAUAAAUUAAUAAAUACAAAAAAAUAAUUAAUAUAAUUUAUGUACAUAUGCAUACAAAAAUAAUAAAAAAAUAUGUGAAUAAAUCUUCAUUUCUGACGCUAAAAUUGGUGCAUUAAUUAAAGUUAAACAAAAAAAAAUUGAAUAAGAAAAAUUUGUACCGUCGUAAAGAAAAGAGAAAAAAAAAUUAAAUAGCAUCCUUAAUAAUGCGUCGUGUAUAGUUCAGUUUUUUUUUUGUAUCGUAUCUGUGUACAUGUCCUGUAUGUCAGCUCUUCUGCUGACAUCUUGAUGUUGAUGCGGGUGCGAUACAAUUCUCUGUAUUUUAUAUUUCUUAUUAUAUUCUACAAACAACUUGUCUGUUAUUUUAUAUAGUGUCAAGUAUUUUUACAAAAUAAAGAAGAAAAAAAAAAUAAAAUUUUAUACAUCUCAAGUGCUGUUUUGUGAAAAUGAUUGUGUCUUUUGUUGGGUUUUUUUAAGGAAAGAAUUUAAAAGUUGGCACACAAUAAAAGAGUAUAUAAGCACAAAAAUUUAAAAUAAAAUUGCAAAAAAAAUUGAUAAAAAAAACCAAUAAAAUAAUGACCAGUAUCAAUAAAACAACAAACUGAAAAACAAAAACAAGAAUAAGCUGAAAAACAAAAUCAACAAAGUAUAUAAAGUUACAUGUGCCAUAUUUGGGAUGCCAAAGCCCUAAUUUCGUUGUCAAAUUUUAUCAUGUGAUUCUUCUUCUCUUCUUAAUUCAACAUUUUGCUUCAAUUUAUUAUUUAUCAUUUGCCAAUGUUACUAGUUGAUGUCUAAUUUUCAAGUUGCUGCUUUUUGAAAUGAUGAUAAAAACGUCUAAAUUUAAUGCUUGUGAACACUCAUUAUAAUACCAGCAGUCCAUUUUUGAUCAAUUGCAAUAACCUGCAAUGCGGUACCAGAAAACACGUAAAAAAUUAUUUAACAAAAACAACAACAGCAACAACAACAACAUUUUUAACUACACAACAACAAUAGCAAUAAAUUUAUACAAUUAUCGACAAAAAGACGACAUAAAAGUACAACAAAUAUUUGAUACAUAAUUAAGCAACAAAGCAAAACCAAAAUCACAAAAAUAUUCUUAAUUUAUUUGAUUUUCAAAAGGAACGCUUAAACUAAAAACUAUUGGAAAUUACUAAGAUAAAGAAAAAAACAACAACAACAACUACUACUUAGUCUAGGCUAGACUAAAGUAAGGAGGAGAAAGUGUAAAUUAAGUUUAAGGUCAUGUUUGAAAAACGUUCGAUUUGGGGUUUAAUAGUGGGACUUAAUGUCUGCAUACUAAUAUGGUUGAUCUCAGUACAAGAGCCAGUUAUGUUUGAUAGCAACACAGCGGUCAUCAGUAGCGGCAGUAGUAAUAAUUUUAUAAUAAAAGCUAAUACAGGAGGAGGAGGAGCAGCAGUUGCAGCAGCUUUAGUGGCGCAACAACAAGUUAGUGCUGGUGGUGGCAGUGGUGGCUGGGGCAGAGAUCUAUUAUCCAAACAUAUGCCGGCCGCACAAAGUAAUGAGUAUGUAGAUGAAAUGACGGGGUCUGCCUCAACAUUAACCACCUUAAAUAUUAGCAACAACCAAAACCAAAACCACAAUAGCAAUAAUAAUAAUACUAAUAAUUAUAAUAAUAACAAUUUAACAGCAACCACAAAACAAACCUAUGAUGUAAAGACCACAACAAAAACUAGCGAUUUGUCGGCGGACAUGCAAUCACUCACCUCUAGUCUGGGCACAGGAGUGCUGGAUUUUAAAAUCAAACCUACACCAUCAUGGGCUACACUAACCGCUGUCUCAUCAGCACUGCCGCACGAAGACUUCAAUCAAUUGAUAGAUUUACACAACUUUCAAUUUCUCAUGCCCCAGCCUGUUUGUGGCAAUCACAUAGAAGCCUUAAUUCUAAUACAUUCAGCACCGAAAAACUAUGAAAAACGACAAGUCAUACGAGAAACCUGGGGCAGCAUAAGCCAUCAUACUGCAGAGUCUCCGCUACGUGUACUAUUCUUGUUGGGCGCUGUUGCCAGCCAGCAAGUACAAGAGGAUUUACAACAGGAGAAUAAUAUGUACAGAGACAUAAUACAGGGCUCGUUUAUAGAUGAUUAUCGCAAUAUGACCUAUAAACAUAUAAUGGCCUUUAAAUGGUUUCUGUACAGUUGUCCGCAGGCACAAAUUUUGAUUAAGGUCGAUGAUGAUGUUUAUGUAAAUACACCACAGCUAAUAAAGUACCUUAAAGAACAGCAGCAACAGCAGCAGCAACAGCUGAAAGAAAUGUAUAAUAAUGACAAACCCACCAUUGCUACAACAGUGACGACACCCAACACCACCAACAACACCACAACAAAAUCUUCAAUAUUUCAUAAACUCAACAUCUUUGCCUCCGAAACGCCAUCAACACCAGCCUCAUCCUCAUCUGCAUUUAAUGCCUCACAAGAACUCUUCAAUCAUCCACAAAAUUUAUUGUUUUGCCAAAAAAUCAUCGGUUCAUUGGUUAAACGUUCCUAUCGUUCGAAAUGGCGUGUUAGUUUUAAAGAAUACUCCGAACGUUAUUAUCCACCCUAUUGCCCUGGCUAUGCCAUUAUCUACUCACCCGAUACUAUCUUCCGUCUCUAUUCGGCUGCUCAAAAUUCCAAAUAUUUUUGGAUCGAUGACGUGCACAUAACCGGCGUACUGGCCCAACAAACGAAUACAACUAUAACCACCUCAUCACAUUAUGUACUGUACAGUGACGAAUGUGAUCAAAUUUUAACGGGCAAGACUGAUCUCAGUAAAACGGAAUUUCUAUUCGCCUGGCACAGUAUAUCAGCGCAAAAAAUCAAAUUACUUUGGCAUCUGCAAAUGAUGGCCAUACACACACUGGAUGAUUUGCACUACAGCAAACAGCAAAUGAUGAAUGAUGAUGAUGUCUAUAAAUUGCAACGGCAGCCAGGAAAUGAGAAUGAUAAUGAUGAUGUUGACAAUGAUUUAGUUGAUAAUAAUGGAAUUUCAUCAUCCUACAUGUAUACCUCUGCGAAUGGCUUCAGAUAGUAGCCUGGCAUUAAAAACUAAAACUCAAACUCAAACACACAGAAGAAACACACAAAAACGCUUAUAUUACUUUAGUCUGUUUUAAUUUAUAAGUUUAUUUUUUUUAUAAUAUAUCUCUAUAAUACACAUUUAUGUAUAAAUAUAAUUUAUGAUUUAAGUUAGUUUACGAAUUUUUAUAAAUGUUUCGUUUAAAAUUUGCUAUAGAAAACGAAAACGUGUGAAAAGAGGAAGGUAGUUCUGUAGUGAUUGGAAAGAGAUCAUAAUUACUCUAUAAAUUUCUCUAUAAGUUUUCAAAACUUUUAAAUUUUGUUUGAUUUGAGCCUGUGAGUUUUAAAAAUCAUACUUUCCCAAUAUUUUCUUUUAUUUUAAAGCUUAAAUUAAGCUAAGGAUUUUGAAUAAAUGAGCAGCUUAUUAAUAAGAAAAUUAUUCUCUUUCAACUUAUUUGGUUUUUGUAACAAAUAUUAAACGAAACUUGUUUAUUUUUUAAACUAUAAAUUAAAAACUACUAUGGCUUUAAUUAUGAUUUCCUUCUAUAUAUUUUUUUUGCGGAAAUUAAAACUAUAAACUAACACUACUCUACAGCAUAAAUUAUUUUCAUUUGUAAUACAUCUUUUGUAAAAACUAAAGGAUUUUGAAUACGAAUCUAAAAAGAAAAGUAUCUAUCCCCACUAGGGCCUAUUACAUCGGCCUUUUAAGAAAUAUAUGAAACAGUUUGGCUUAGUUUUGAGAGAUAAUAGUUUUCUUUAAAAGAUUCGCAUUCUAUAAACCAAAGUUUAUUACAAAAUUUAAAAUGCAAAUGAAGGUUCUGUAAAUUUUUUUGUUUAAAAAAAUGUCUCGAGUAGUGUUAUUAUUUAAUAAAUUUUAGUAUAUUAUACAAAAAUAAAAAAAAGAAAAUAAAGCAACAAAAUUAUACUAUACAUUCGACUGUUUUCUUCCAAAAAAAUACUUUAAUUAAUUAAAUACUUGUUAAUAUAUAAUAAAAUUAUUUAAAUCUAAGUUUAUUUUUACUACAUACAUAUUAUUAUUUUUUUUUAUAUAAAAAUUCAGUUGUUUCCUUUAAUCUCAGUUUGUAAACCUAGUAUAUAGUAAAAAAAUAAUAAUAAAACUAUUUCAAUAUUAAAUAAGAAACUUUAGUUUGUAAAAACCAAUCUUAUUCAUACUAUUGAGAUCCUAUUUUAAGUUAAAAAUACAUUUUUUUUUAAUAAAAAAAAAACAAAAAAGAAAAAAAAUUUCAAACAACCAAACAAAUAGUUUUUAAUAAUAAAUUUAAAUGUAUUAAACAAAAAUGGAGUCAAAUAAAAUAAAUUUUAAUUAUAUUUGCAAAAAUUGUUGUAAGUAAAAUAAAUGAACUUGAAGUUGGAAAUAAAUUGAAAUGUAAAUAUGUUUAUAUUGAAA
Molecule: messenger RNA, 4495 nt
Organism: Calliphora vicina (urban bluebottle blowfly)
Lineage: Eukaryota; Metazoa; Arthropoda; Insecta; Diptera; Calliphoridae
Product: serine/threonine-protein kinase phg2
Exons: 5
Coding region: 1316-3100 (594 amino acids)
Cellular component (GO): Golgi membrane
Molecular function (GO): hexosyltransferase activity
Source: RefSeq, a predicted model, not a curated record